This is a messenger RNA of Xenopus tropicalis (tropical clawed frog), 2639 nucleotides long. It is a transcript of the gene arhgef39, whose product is annotated as Rho guanine nucleotide exchange factor 39. Lineage: Eukaryota; Metazoa; Chordata; Amphibia; Anura; Pipidae. Bases 117 to 1463 code for a protein of 448 amino acids. Gene Ontology annotation, molecular function: guanyl-nucleotide exchange factor activity. The record is from RefSeq and is a predicted model, not a curated record. The transcript has 12 exons.
GCGCUCUAUAGGCUGCCCUGCAGCAUGUGACUAGAGUCAUGUGAUCUGCCCGCCUCACAUUCCAGCCACAGCACAUGGGAAGUUUUACUUCCUGCACCUGAGGAACAGGAAGUACCAUGUCUGGUCCUGAGAAAAGAACCCGCUUCAGCCCAGAGACAGCUCAGGAACAAGAGGAACAUUGCUCCUUACAGGAACAGAGAGAGCGAUGGGAGCGCAAGAAACUGCGAACGGCCAAAGCCCUGACCCAGACAGAACGGCAGUACGUGGGGCAACUGGAGCUCAUAACCAAGAUUUAUCAUGAAGUUUUUCGUGCUCGCUGUGGUCGGCUAAAAAUCGCUGAGACGGGAAUCUGUGGGCGCAUCCCGGAUAUCCUUGUGGCAAACAGGGCUCUUCUCUCUGCAAUGGAUCUUGGUGACUUUGGAUCUGGAUUUGAGAACUUUACAGAAUCUCUCAGUCUCUAUAAGGAGCACGCAGACAGCAUAGAGCCCACUUUGCAGGCAUUACAGUACCACAGUAAGAAGAAGAAAUCCUUCCUGCGAUUCCGGAAGCUUCAGGAGAGUCGCUCGGAGCUAAAAGGGCGACCGUUGGAGCAACUCCUGGAACUGCCGCUGCUCAGAGUACUCGAGUACAGACAUUAUCUGAGAGAUUUGGCAGAGAACAGCCUCCCGGGGGCCUCUGACUUUGCCCAACUGAAAGGCGCUCUCCAUGCAGUCGGAGAUGUUUGUCAGUACAUCGAUGGUAUUGCCCAGAACUGUGAGAACGACCGGCAGCUCCGCAGGGUCCAGAGCUUGAUUAAAGGCCGUCGGGUCCGACUCCUGAUUCCAGGGCGGCGCUAUAUCCGGGAAGGGUGGCUGUCCCUAGUGCCCCAGAGUGGGGAGGAGGUUAAGAAGCGAAUGCUUUUCCUGUUCUCUGAUGUCCUUGCUGUUGCUUCUCCGUGCCACCCAUUGCACCCAAUCAAUGCUCACAAGUUUGCGUGCCGCGCUCUCUACCCCCUGAGAGAGUGCCAAGUGGAGAGGGUGCUGGGACAUACCCAGAGCCGAGGCGGCUUAAUUAGUCUCACCUUUGCCAAAGAGAAGCUUCUCCUCAUGUCCACAGACCAAAAGGAUAUAAACGACUGGUACGAGUGCCUGGUGGCCGCUGUGCGGAAACUUUCUUUAACCAAUGGGAAACGCACAAAAUCUGCACCCAGUGAUUCUUUUGAGGGUAAAGAUGCAGCGGAAGCGAAACCCAGAACUGCGCAGCCGAGAGUCACAAAGAGGAGCUGGGAUGGAAACGUGAAGGAGGGCCCCCAGGCGCGGCACUGCCCUGACUCCGUGUCACAGGCGCGGCACUGCCCUGACUCCGUGUCACAGGAGGAGACUGUACCCAAAAGAGCCAGGAUUGGGAAUGACAGAUCCAUCUGGUCACAACCCCCUGCUGAACCCAAUGAGCCCAGAACCGGAUGGAGCUGCUUCCUACUCUGACUGCUUCCUCCUGGGACAGAGAGGGUUCUAGUCUCCCUGCAUUCUAUCUGGGACUGACAGGAUCCAAAACACUCUGUGCAUUAUACCAAGUUCUAUGCCAUGUAUCAUUGUGAAUGAGUAUUAUGGGUACUGGAUAGUGCAGGGACAUUUGUACCUACAGCACUGUGGGUAGUAGUGCAGCGAGAGACAUUUCUGAUGGGUUGGGGGCUAAGUCUUCACCAUCUCUGAUGGGUUGGGGCUAAAGUCUUCGCCAUCUCUGAUGGGUUGGGGCUAAAGUCUUCGCCACCUCUGAUGGGUUGGGGCUAAGUCUUCUCCAUCUGUGAUAGGUUGGGGCUAAGUCUUCGCCAUCUCUGAUGGGUUGGGGCUAAGUCUUCGCCAUCUCUGAUGGGUUGGGGCUAAGUCUUCGCCAUCUCUGAUGGGUUGGGGCUAAGUCUUCGCCAUCUCUGAUGGGUUGGGGCUAAGUCUUCGCCAUCUCUGAUGGGUUGGGGCUAAGUCUUCGCCAUCUCUGAUGGGUUGGGGCUAAGUCUUCUCCAUCUCUGAUGGGUUGGGGCUAAGUCUUCGCCAUCUCUGAUGAGUUGGGGCUAAGUCUUCGCCAUCUCUGAUGGGUUGGGGCUAAGUCUGCUCCAUCUCUGAUGGGUUGGGGCUACGUCUUCGCCAUCUCUGAUGAGUUGGGGCUACGUCUUCGCCAUCUCUGAUGAGUUGGGGCUAAGUCUUCGCCAUCUCUGAUGAGUUGGGGCUACGUCUUCGCCAUCUCUGAUGAGUUGGGGCUAAGUCUUCGCCAUCUCUGAUGAGUUGGGGCUACGUCUUCGCCAUCUCUGAUGAGUUGGGGCUACGUCUUCGCCAUCUCUGAUGGGUUGGGGCUAAGUCUUCGCCAUCUCUGAUGAGUUGGGGCUAAGUCUGCUCCAUCUCUGAUGGGUUGGGGCUAAGUCUGCUCCAUCUCUGAUGGGUUGGGGCUAAGUCUGCUCCAUCUCUCAUGGCUCUGUGAAAGCAGCAGAAACGUACAGAUAAAUGGAUCACAUCUAUGACUUUGGAAUUAAAUCAAACAUGUUUAUACACUGAUGGAAGAAAUACUUUUAUUUUUGAUUUUACAGAUUUUUAACAAUGUUUUAACAUUUCUGAAGUAAAUUCCUUCCAGGAAAGAGAGAAACUGCAGAAUAAAACUGAUGUUUCUGAGAA